Messenger RNA from Fusarium subglutinans, 426 nucleotides. RefSeq lists its product as uncharacterized. Bases 1 to 426 code for a protein of 141 amino acids. The record is from RefSeq and is a predicted model, not a curated record. The transcript has a single exon. NCBI's taxonomy places the organism in Eukaryota, Fungi, Ascomycota, Sordariomycetes, Hypocreales, Nectriaceae.
AUGGCCGCUAACCAGGACGACCGAGAGUACGAAAUCGAGCGCUUCAUGCGCCACAGAGUUAACCGAAAAAAGAAGACAGUCGAAAUUCUCGUCAAAUGGACAGGCUACACCUUCCCAACGUGGGAGCCCGAGGCCCUCCUACAAGAAACCGCUGGCCGCACAUUAUAUCGGUACUGGGAUGAACUCGGUGGCCGUGGUGUAGCCACGCGUCUUCGAGAUUAUCAUGUAUUCAAGAUCCUGGCCAGAGUGUGGAAGAAAGGUGCAUGGCAUUACAACUGUCAGUGGGUGGGAUACUCGGAUUUGAAGGCGGAUACUAGUUUGGAGACCGAAAAAAAGGUAAGGAGGAUUGCCAGGAAUGUGCUUGCUGAGUUUGAGGCUAUACACGGAGCUCCUAAUCGGCGGAACACUCCAGCAGCGGAUCUCUAG